Juglans microcarpa x Juglans regia is the source of this 2760-nucleotide messenger RNA. Its product is annotated as pentatricopeptide repeat-containing protein At2g15820, chloroplastic. The transcript has 2 exons. Gene Ontology annotation, biological process: mRNA cis splicing, via spliceosome; Group II intron splicing; photosystem I assembly. Lineage: Eukaryota; Viridiplantae; Streptophyta; Magnoliopsida; Fagales; Juglandaceae. Bases 57 to 2561 code for a protein of 834 amino acids. Gene Ontology annotation, molecular function: endonuclease activity; protein binding. The record is from RefSeq and is a predicted model, not a curated record.
CUUUCGAAGCUCGAAGCCUCGAAGUCGAACCUCAAAGCAGAUAAGAGAGCAAAGAGAUGCUUCUGAGCAGAGCUCAAGACCUCCCGCCAUCCUCCACUCUUACGCUCGCCUCUACGUGUACGCUCGUACCUAGCCUUUGCUCCUCAAAACCUUACCCCAAAAGCGUAAUCCGCUCAAUCCCCAUGCGCUCCUCCCUCUCCCUUCUCCGCUCCCUCUCUUUCCCACUCUCCCACCACCGCCCACACCACCGAUUCCUUUGCUCUAUAUUCACCCUACCUUUCUUUUUGUCCCCAAAACCCCUGAAGUUUCGUACUCUCUGCGCGGUUUCUAAUAGGACUUCCGUCGAACAGUUGGCGUGCGAGGCUCCACUGUCCGAAACACAGGAGAAUUGGGAUUUCAGUGACAAUAAUGAGAGUGAGGCGGCUUUUGAUUUCGAUAAAAAUGUUGGGAAUCUGGAUUUGAAGCACGCCGCGGUGCCGACUCUGGACGUGAAGGAGCUGGCGGAGCUGCCGGAACAGUGGAGGCGGUCGAGGCUGGCAUGGCUAUGUAAGGAACUCCCCGCGCAUAAGGGCGGGACGCUUGUUCGGGUACUUAAUGCACAGCGGAAGUGGAUGAGGCAAGAGGACGCCACUUAUGUCGCAGUGCAUUGUAUGCGGAUUCGAGAGAACGAGGCCGGGUUUAAGGUGUACAAAUGGAUGAUGCAACAACAUUGGUAUCGAUUUGAUUUUGCUCUGGCUACCAAGCUAGCUGAUUACAUGGGUAAGGAGCGGAAGUUCUCAAAAUGUCGAGAGAUAUUUGACGAUAUAAUCAAUCAGGGACGUGUGCCUAGUGAAUCUACAUUCCAUAUACUGAUUGUUGCCUAUCUUAGUUCACCGAUUGAAGGUUGCUUGGAGGAAGCAUGUAGCAUUUACAAUCGUAUGAUUCAGCUUGGAGGUUACCAGCCCCGACUUAGCUUGCAUAAUUCCCUCUUCAAAGCUCUUGUAGGCAAACCAGGAGCCUCCUCAAAGAAUUAUCUCAAACAAGCUGAGUUUAUUUUUCACAAUUUGGUGACAAGUGGACUGGAGAUACACAAGGAUAUCUAUGGUGGCCUUAUUUGGUUACAUAGCUAUCAGGACACCGUUGAUAGAGAAAGAAUAAUGUCAUUACUGAAGGAAAUGCAAAAUGCAGGACUUGAAGAGGGCAAAGAAGUGCUUUUGUCCAUGUUGCGUGUUUGCUCAAAAGAGGGAGAUGUGGGGGAAGCAGAACGAACUUGGCUCAAACUCCUCUGUAUAGACUGUGACAUCCCACCUCUGGCUUUUGUGUAUAAAAUGGAAGUCUAUGCCAAGGUUGGAGAACCCAAAAAAUCCCUGACAAUAUUCAGAGAGAUGCAGGAACAAUUGGGUUCAUCCAGUGUUGCAGCAUAUCAUGAAAUCAUAGAGGUUUUAUGUAAGGCUCAAGAAGUAGAACUUGCAGAGUCCCUUAUGGUGGAAUUCAUAAAGAGUAAUUUGAAGCCACUUACACCAUCUUAUAUUGAUGUGAUGAAUAUGUACUUCAACUUGAGCCUACAUGAUAAAUUAGAGCUAGUCUUCUCCCAGUGCCUUGAGAAAUGUCAACCCAAUCGCACCGUUUACAGUAUAUACCUGGAUUCUUUGGUGAAAGUUGGCAAUCUUGACAAGGCUGAGGAGAUCUUUAAUGUAAUGCGGAGUAACCAGGCGAUUGGUGUUAACUCUCGAUCCUGCAACACUAUUUUAGGUGGAUAUCUGUCUUCAGGAGAGUAUGUAAAGGCAGAGAAGAUAUAUGAUCUGAUGUGCCAGAAGAGAUACGGUAUUGAUUCCCCUUUAAUGGAGAAGCUUGAUUAUGUUCUGAGUUUGAGUAGGAAACAGGUUAAGAAACCAGUAAGUCUGAAGCUAAGCAAAGAACAACGAGAGAUUUUGGUGGGUUUGCUCUUGGGUGGGUUGCAGAUUGAAUCAGAUGAAGAGAGGAAGAACCACAUGCUUCGGUUUGAAUUCAAUGAAAAUUCCAGCUCUCAUUUUGUUUUGAAGAGACAUAUACAUGAGCAAUAUUAUGAGUGGUUACAUCCAUCAUGUAAGCCAAGCGAAGAUUCCGAUGACAUACCACGUAGAUUUUGUACAAUCUCCCAUUCUUAUUUUGGUUUCUAUGCGGACCAGUUUUGGCCAAAAGGCAGGCCCAUGAUCCCAAAGUUAAUUCAUAGGUGGCUGUCGCCAUGUGCUCUUGCAUACUGGUAUAUGUAUGGGGGCUGUAGAACUUCUUCAGGGGAUAUUUUAUUGAAGCUGAAAGGAAAUCCUGAGGGUGUUGACAAGGUUGUAAAAGCAUUGAAGGCAAAGUCCUUGGAGUGCAGGGUGAAGAGGAAGGGAAGAGUAUUUUGGAUAGGUUUUCUGGGAAGCAAUUCCUCGUGGUUUUGGAAACUUAUUGAACCUUAUGUUUUAGAUGACAUGAAAGAUUUUCUGAAAGUAGGUGUUGCAACCUCGGAAAACAUUUCGGGAGAAACUGAGGACAUUAAUUAUGAUGAUGUGUCAGAAACCGAUGAAAUGGCCUCUAAUUGUAGUGAUGAUGAUUCAUGACUUUUAUGGACCGCCUCCUUUUAUGGACUGCAAAUGAUGCAGAAUGAGCACCGGAAAGACUACUUCAUGAAGUUUGGAGGCCUCCUCAACAAUUCAGGAUAUCAUAUCCUGGGGAUUUUGCAUAGAUGUUCAUAUUCAAAUUCAUAGAGAUCGAGUAAAUUAUUUAUAUAAUUAAGCUAGUGAAAAGAGCUUUUUCAUA